AUGAGUAACUCAGGCAAUGAAAAUGAAAGUGAUAAUGAGACAACCACGGUUGACAACACUGAUCCUGAUGAGGGAAGACCAUCAAGUCCAGAGUCUAGCAGUGACGAUCUGCUUCAAGUAUCAAUUAAUUUUGACAAUUUGUGCUCCAUUUGUUUAAAUGAAGUUUCAGUGACCAGUUAUGCCGAUGGGUGUCUUCACAAAUUUUGUGGUCGAUGUAUUUUUGAAUGGGCUCGUAGAAGUCAACUUUGUCCCAUCUGCCGUACCUUUUUUGCCAAUAUAAUAACAAAUGUGCUUUCCGAUACAGACUAUGAGGUGAUCCCGUUGGAGGAAAGGAGAGCUUCUGUGUUUAAUUUUAUCCGAGAUUCAUGGUGGACAAACAACAAUAGAAACCAACCAUCAAAUCGAAACAUUUUUGCUGUUCGCCAAUUUUCAAGACAACCUCAUAACCAGCGUAACCAACAACCUCACCCACAAAUGGUUCAGCAACCACAAACAGCCUAUCAAGAGGAACAACAAGAGCCACAACCAAGAGGUCAACAAUCACAACCAGAGAUGGAAUUGACUCCAGUUAUUCGUGGUAUGGAUAACCUGUACAUUGAGAACCGAAGACCUCGUCGACCAUCAGCUUGUGCUCCAUCACCUGUUGCCCAUCCUCGAAUAAUUUGGGCUUCAAAUCGGUACAAUCGUAACCCCAAUAGACCUCCAAACAACCGACAAGCUCCACGUCAUCGUUCGAACCCUCCAUCAACCUCAUCGCCACCGCCACCACCUCCCCCAGCACAUCAAUCCCGAGGCAAUUCAACUCAUUCCUACCCAACAUCUCGCGCUCCUUUCCCAGCACCCAAUCCUCAUUUAACUUCCCAAACUGGCUCAACCUUUCAAAAUAAUAAUAAUAAUAAUGCUCAUCACAGACGAAACCAGGGACAAUCAAAUCGAUCUUACAAUGAUAGAGGUCAUUAUAGGAUGGUCCAAAGUGCAUAUGUUCCAUAUGUUCAGCAAAAUUACAAUAAUCACAAUUUUAACAAUAACAUUAACUAUCACCGUUCCCGGAGUAUUCCUAAUAACAUCCAUUCAUUUCCUCAAAGGCCACUUCGACCUUUGGUCGGUGUUCGUCAAGAAAACAUAUCAUCAUCAUCAUCGACAACAUUAAAUAACAAUCAAAACAACACACGACCAAACCAUCGAUUCAACAAUGACGAAAUGAAUUGA
Messenger RNA from Tetranychus urticae (two-spotted spider mite), 1209 nucleotides. RefSeq lists its product as uncharacterized. Gene Ontology annotation, biological process: protein monoubiquitination; protein polyubiquitination. The record is from RefSeq and is a predicted model, not a curated record. NCBI's taxonomy places the organism in Eukaryota, Metazoa, Arthropoda, Arachnida, Trombidiformes, Tetranychidae. Gene Ontology annotation, molecular function: metal ion binding; ubiquitin protein ligase activity.